Molecule: messenger RNA, 3799 nt
Organism: Botrytis cinerea B05.10
Lineage: Eukaryota; Fungi; Ascomycota; Leotiomycetes; Helotiales; Sclerotiniaceae
Gene: Bcsmr1
Product: Bcsmr1
Exons: 5
Coding region: 644-3460 (938 amino acids)
Biological process (GO): regulation of DNA-templated transcription; DNA-templated transcription
Molecular function (GO): DNA binding; zinc ion binding; DNA-binding transcription factor activity, RNA polymerase II-specific
Source: RefSeq, a predicted model, not a curated record
GAUGAAAUUGCUACUACUUUGAGUCGUAAAUAUGGCUACCUACAGUUUGUUUAUUAAUUUGAGGAUACUUUCAAUGUCGAAAGUCCUAGCUCAGCUGUUAGCCAAGCUACCAAGCUGUGGCUUUCUGGCUGGGAUUGGACCCUCAAUCAGAUCUACACUAGGGUGUCUGGUCUACGUACCGCUCUCUCAGAUACCUGCACAAAGAGGAAUCUUCACAUCCUUCAGGCUAGCAGCACUAAUACCACUGGUUCCAGCCUCGAUUCCAAUAUUAACAUCAAGCUUCACGAUCAACACGAAGCCACUGCAUGGCUAAUACGACAUGUCUCUAGUCGGCGAAUUAGAGAUCGGGUGCCUCUGAACCCCUGUCGCCAUGAAUGAGUGGUCUGACCAUGCAUAAGAUGUUUGGUUCGUCUGUGAUAAUAUCAUGGUCACCUACUCUUACCCUUACUAAAUGUUUGUCAAAUCUAAGCCUUGUCCAUAGGACUUGCCUGCAAACUAUUUUGACACUCGGCCAGGCAUAAUUACCAGCCGCUUUCAGCACGAUGUGCUUAGAAGGUUACAAUCUUUAACCAUUCAAAUCCCUAUCAGAUCCCCCAUCAAUGGAAGCUACGACAAAGAGAAAGAGAACUACUGCCGACGUUAGAUGGAGAAUAUGAUUUUUUGCACAUAUUGCGGAAAGAGUUUUACUCGGAAGGAACAUUUAGAAAGACAUAUACCGAGCCACACAAACGUAAAGCCACAUAGGUGUAUGUUGUGUCAACUAUCUUUUCCCAGAAGAGAUCUUCUCCAAAGACAUCAUUCCACAUAUCAUGAAGCAAAAGAUCCAAUGGAGCCAUUACCAGGUGGUGUUCCAACGGUUAACGGUCGAACACCCAUUGCAUGCAUCAAUUGUGCUAGUGCAAAAACCGGUUGUGAUAAGAGGGUUCCUUGCUCAAGAUGUUCUGAGAAGAAUCUACCAUGCGCGAGCAGAUAUGCCCGACGUUCAUCAAAGGCUGCGAACCGGUCCUCAAGCUCGCACAAAAAGACACCGCCAACACAAGAGCCACCGCAUGACCCCAUGGAUCAGGACACAGCACCAAAAGAAAAAUUACCAGAAACCAAAGUCAGUCCCGCAGAGACACCCAUAGAUCCGCAAUUCAUGGUAGCAACACCAGAAAAAAAUAUGUAUCCUGACCAAGACUUGAGAUUUACUGUUGAUGGCUUUGGACCUUCCUCGGGCGAAAGCCUUGGGGGAAUGGAACACUCGAUGUUCGGCAACGCAGAUACAAUGAAUGGAAACGUCAAUUACCAAGACCUGAUGGCAUGGAGUCACUACCCCUUAGAUAUUGAAAUAUACUCGAUGGGAUCCGAACUAUCCAGCAGUUUAGUAACGCCUAAUUUUCUGGAACCGAGCGACACCUCUUCAAUUUCAGAGCCUAUGUUUACUGGGUCUUUGCAUCCAUCACCAUCGAUGUCACAUACUAAGAGCGCUAGCAUCUCUUCAGAUGCUAACCGUCCAGCCAAACUCGUCGAGAUCGCAGUUCCCAUUCUGACAGAUCAUAGCUCUGAUGACUUUGAGCUCCUGGUAGCGGCAGAAUCGGCAUGGCCUCUUGCACGAUGCAACCCGCGACUGAUUCCUGGGCCGUCAGCAAGAACAGCUAUAGCAUAUCUGGAAAACCUGGAGCAACACUCCAAGCAUGACUCCACAUGGGAUUCCUUAAACCAUGAUGUGGAACCAGCCGAGAUUCGAUUUGGAGAUGGAAUAUCCGUUAUGCCUGUGAGUGCAAGUACCAGAGAUAGGAUAAUGGCCAUCACCCAAAGCUUCCUUCAUACAGCUUUAGAAACGCAUCGAGGGGGGUUGAAAGGUUGGCCAAAAUCUUCAAACUAUACAAGUCCUGAUGCAGGAUUCAAUUUCCUUGUUCUACCCCCAUCAAGCGUCUUGGAAUAUUUUCUUCGAAGUCACGUUCGAAGCUUAGCUCCGUACUACACUCUCAUCAAUGGCGGUAACCUUGAUCCAAACGAAUUAAUGCUGAACAACCAAACUUCAACAUUGCUGUUGUUAUUAAUGAUAGCACAUGGUGCUGCAGCUCUUCCAACCGCUGAAGCUAGAUGUUUGACUGCGGGGCUUACAGAAGCUUGCCGCAUAUCGCUAUUUAAGGUGAUCGAAAAGAAUGUUGAUCUAUCAGCUGAUCCUGUGGUGUUCAAAUGCGCCCUGCUUUUCACGAUACUAGGUGCUUGGGGCGGAGAUGCUUCUCAUAUGAACCUAGCUAUGGCACAACGAGGGAUGUAUCUUGCAAUGCUAAAACAUGCUGGUAUGUUGGAGCCUCACAUACCAGCAGCACCCUCUUUCCAAGAAUCUUCGAAUCUAGAUGACCGUUGGAGAAUUUGGCUACAGAGAGAAAAGAAAAGCAGGCUGGUCUACAACUGGGUCAUGGUAGACCAGGAGCUGAGCCUAUUCCACGAUACCUCACCUAUUAUGUCAAUUACAGAGCUUGAGACUCCAAUACCUGGAAUGGAGUGCUUAUGGCUGGCUAAAGAUGCAAACGAUUGGGCGGCAAUUGUUCAGCAAACAUAUAUCGGCACUGAUUGGCUCCUGAAUCCGAAUUCUAUCGGUACACCACCUGUAGGACCUUCACUCUGUAGCCUCUUCCGAGACAUGCUGUCGGAUAAUAUCGAGCGUCGACACGGGCAGUUAUCCCCGCUACAGUUAAAACUGCUCCUUCACCCGAUUCACAGCUCUUUGUGUCAUCUGCAUCAGGCUUUAACUUUUCAUUCUGAAAUUUAUAGUACCCGGCAAGGAACUAGAAGCGUUACUAAAGCUUCCAACCUACUCCGUCUCCAGGAAGCUCAAUCAUUGCUCCAGAAAUGGUAUGAAUUGUGUGACUUCCAUGCUAGAAACGACCCAAACUGCCAAAUUACUCGAGCUAAUCUCGUUCUGUACCACCUCAUAAGUUUGAACGCGGUGACGUUCUUCCCAGAAAUUGAGCGGCUAGCACGAAAAGAAGACUUUGAUGGAACAAGCUUGGAACUCUCUCUCCGCCACAAAAGAUGCAUUUACAAUUCUGGAGAAGCUAUAUUCCAUUGUGGACAAGUCAUUCGUCUUGUGACUUCGAUGGCAAAAGAGGGGCGUCCACGUUGGUGGUCAGUGGCUAUCUAUCGUGCCACUAUGAUCUUAUGGCUUGAAAGUGUAUCACGCAUUGACACCUACACACAAAGAUUUGAUAAGGGCCCAAUAUUUCCGAUUGAUGCAGUGGCACCCGAUCAUCCCUCUGUCAAAUCUUAUUUGUGGAAUGGUGAGGGUAUUCCAGUACUCAGCAAGUCCGACGGGUACGUGGAACUUCAUAGGCCUAAUGAUGUUAUGAGCCAUUGUAUCUUGUUGCUCGAAGUUGGUGUUACACUACCAGUUUCAGACGGGAUAAGAAGGAAGUUAUUGGCAUUCUCGAGGAAUUGGAACAUGGAAAUCACAUUGCAGAACACAUAGAGCGUCGGAUAUGCAUUUCCUUAGGAGUUUCAGACAUGUACAUUUCGAGGGUUAGAGUUAUUCUGAAAUCAGUAUAAGGGAGCGUCUCACGUGCGACAUUACUUUACCAUGAUGUAUCUUAUUAUUGUAGUAUUCAUUUACAGACUCGCAUAGAUUGGAGAUUUAUUGGAUCUUUGAAUUUGAUUGAAUCACGGACACGCCUCCGAAUGCACUGUUCAUGAUUUCCAUUGUGUUUUGCCUUCCAGGAAGCAGUUUAUAUCACGGAAGACUUACCGAUGAAAGGCUGGGGCUAUAUUUAAAAAUACAUGCACCGACAGGUGGAAAUCAAGAUCUCGAUCA